AUGGAUAGAGUUACGUCAAAACGAGUUAAAAAUAAUGUGUUGAUAGAAAAAAGUGGUGACAGUGAGAAGAAGGCCCUUAGCAAAAGAAGGACAAACAUGAAUAAAAAAAAAAACGUCUUUCUAAAUGACGAAUCGAAGAAUGAUGAAGCUAUUAAGAAGAAUUUGAAAAGAGUGAAAAAUGAAAAGAUUUCCAAAAAUGCAAAAGACAAGUUGGAAACCACCUGCUUAAUUAACACCAGAAGCAAGGAAAAUGGCAAAAAGGACACCAUAUACAAGGGGAUAGAAAAGGAGAAGAAAUACCCCCAUGCAAGCAGAGUUACUUCCAUUAAAAGCAACAAUGCAAGUGCUAAUGACGGCGGGGAGAACCGCGUGGGCGACGGGAAAAAUGACAAUGUGAAGAGUUCAAAUUACACAAUUUUGAACUAUUUUAAGAACAAAAGUGCGACCGAUAAGUAUGGCAGUAAGGCGUCCGGCGGGGGAGAGUCGAUGGCCGCGAACGAUAGCGAGGCGCGCAAUGGAGGCAAUAACUGCGCGGACUGCAGCGAGAGCAGUAACGCGCCGAAUCAGGCGGCCAACCAGGCGGUCAACCAGGCAGCCAACCAGACGGUCAGUCAGACGAUCAGUCAGACGAUCAGUCAGAUGACCAACCAAACGGCCAGCCAAACGAUCCCCAGCUACGCGAAUGGGGCGAACCAAUCCAAUUAUCUAAACAUGAAAAACAACAUCGAGCACAACCUGAUGAAUUACAAGAAGUCCAAGUUGAACCAGAUGAACGCCGAGAAUUUCAGCAUGGACUCCUACAGGUCGAACAACUCAUCGAAUAGUGAGCUGUACAUCGGAUCGGAGCACAACAAUUUGUAUGCGAGCAACCAGGAGUACACUAUUGGUAGGUCCUCCAUGCAGUUGAAAGAAGGCAGUCUGCGGAGUAGCACCGGUAGAGGGGAAGGACUGCAUACGAGUUUGAAAAGUGGCAACAUGUUGGAUGUGCGCGGUAACAUGUUGAAGGGCCCCCUGCAGUUGAGCGAUUUGUACAGCUCCAGGAAUGGAGAUUCGUCUACCGUGUUGACUAGGAAUUCGCUAUACAAGUGUAAGGAGGAGCGCGUGGAUCUGGCGGAUCGGGGCGAAAAGGGAUGUUGUGCCUCCGGUGCAGAAAACGGAUUCAUCAUGAGUACCAGCCUGGGAAGCGGCUUGAACGGCCUCAGGGGAAAGGCGAUUUCGCACAUGGAAAGAAGCCGAGGAGGAGGAGUUGGAGAAGUCGGAGGAGUUGGAGGAGUUGGAGGAGUCGGAGAAGUCGGAGGAGUCGGAGGAGUCGGAGGAGUCGGAGGAGUCGGCGUAAGCGACCUCAUGGUGAAUGGCGAAGGAAGGCACAGUGAAACUGGGUACAGAGGCAUCGACAUGAGGCGAAGCGGUGACCACCUCUACAGUUACAAGGAUCGGAAUAAAGACUACCUAGAUUCGAUAAACCUAUCAAUUAAUCGAGAAAACGAAAAGCAUAGAGAACUCCUUGGCAGGUCACUCCCGAGUAGAAGUAUGAUAAACAGCACAAAGUCUGACGAAGAAUUAUUUUCCAAGAAUAUAUUGAACUUUGAAAAUUAUUGCUCGUACAGAUUUAAGAGAAGUAUGAAUAAUAAUCUGAUCAACAACAUAUGUAACAUGUACGAGGAUAAAUCAAAUUUAGAAGAAUUUAUUUCUAGGAAAAGGAGAGAAGGAGGUGUGUGUAAGACGAAGGAGGAUUUUCUAAAGUACAGACUGGAUGAUAGCUCCAUGGUAGGGAAGAACAGAUUUCAAGAUGGGAAAAAAAUGGAGAAAAAGGAACGGGACAGCAUGUCGGACCUUCUUCUUCAUCAUCAAGAUUUGCUCAUAAACAAGAGAGAAAAAAUUGUGGUAAGUAAAGAUGUAGACACGAAGGAAAUCAUCAUAAAGAAAUACAUAAAAAAUUUUUGGCUGCUUAGUCGAAAGGAGUUUUUUAGUAAGUACUGGAAUGCAUCUAUAGAGUUGGAGAGCACAGAAGUGGAGAAACUGAAAGAGUUGAUCCCGUUUCCCGACAAUCAAACGUGCACUAUUGAUGACCUGUUCAGUAAGGACAACGAGAUUAUUGAGGAGGACCAACUACUGAAGGACUACGUUACGGAUGAAAAGCUAAAGAAUUUCCGCCUUGACCUGAUCGAUGGCUUCCUCUACGAUAAGCAGUCGCUCUACGAGAGAGAGAUGCUUGAAAAUGAAAAGAUAUUCUCCCACAUCUCUUUUAAUCACAAAAAUUCUGAGAUCAAAGUGGACAAGCUUUUAAAUUUAUUUCCUCGAGAUUUCAUGAGGAAGUAUAAAAUCGUGAAGAAAUUAGGCGAAGGAGUUUAUGGCAAAGUGUUCAAGGCGGAAUCCUUGGAGGAUUCCUAUUUGCACUUUGCUGUGAAGGUCUUACGUUACUUCUGGCCCAACUUCAAAUACAAGUUUGGCUCUGAGGAGUUUGCCAUUAACGAGUUCAACAUCAUGCGGAUUUUGUUCCACCCCAAUGUAGUGUGCCUGUUGGAUAGCUUUCGUGUGCACACGUAUCGGAAGAGUAAGGUGAAGACUCAUCGAAACCAGAAAACGCGGAAUGAGACGGUGUCGGCUGAGUACGACUUCAGUUUUCAGAGGCAUCGGAAAGUGGAGCGGAAUCAGUAUUCCCCGUCUCGUGACACCAUCGAGAGGAACAACAAGUAUAAAAAUUUAAUUUCGAAGAGCUGCAUAACGAUUGAGGAUUUGGAGAAGGAUCUGGUUAUGUACAACAUUGAUAAGGAGGAGAGCCUGAACGCGGAUCCCAAGUUGGGGGGUCACCUCAACAGGACGGUCAAAAGUUUGCGGAGCUACCACACGGAGGGGGGUAGCGGCACGAUUGGGGGUGGCAGCACGGUUGGGGGCGGCAGCACGAUGGGAGGUGGCAGCACGAUAAGCGGAGGCGGAUGCGGUGGCGUAGGCGUAGGCGGCGGCGCAGGCGGCGCGUACGGGUCGACGAACGUGCGGAAGGAUAUGCGGAAGGAGCGCAGCAACGACCUGGGCGUGUUGCACGCGAAGAAGAAGGUCAGGACGGCCACCUUGAAGUACCCCGCCGCUUCCUCAGGCGCUUCCUCCACCGCUGCGAGAGUGAGCGGGGUGGGCGGGGCUCACCGGUCCGAGCUGCAGAAAAUCAAGACGAACAUGACGAGCAGGGCGAACAUGACGAGCAGGACGAACAUGACGAGCAGGAUGAGUAAAACGAACAAAAGCAUAGACAAACUGAAGUUUAGGAAACACUCGAGGAAGCUGAAGAAGAUAGAGAAUAAGAACAACGACUAUAUUGAAAACUGGGACCUCUUUCUGGUCAUAGAAAAAUGCGACUGCAGCCUGAAUGACAUUUUAAGCAAGGCAAAGAAGAGACACGCCUCGUUUAUUCAGCACAUCAAGCAGUGCACAGCACAACAUUUGCCAAGUGAGCGAAUCGACAUGUCGUAUGACCACAUACACAAUUAUGUAAAAUAUGUGUAUCUGCCACUGAAAAAAAUUGAGAAUCGCUCCUUCUAUCCGGACAUGCCAUCCCUAUCGGAGAUACAAACCAAGGUCAUUAUCUAUCAAAUGCUGCAAGGAAUUAAUCACUUUCACAAAAAAUUUGUUAUUCAUAGGGAUAUAAAGCCAGCCAAUACUCUCAUCAAAAAUAUCAAGUACCUCUCCGAUGGGCUCAACGAUUCAAAGGAAUGGAUCGUAAAAAUUGCUGACUUUGGGUUGGGGGUCUACGAUCACUUUUUAAAAGCGGAGACAAAAGACUGCAAUAUUAUUACCCUGCAGUAUAGGCCACCAGAAAUUCUUUGCAACAGUACCAUGUAUAACUACUCAGUAGAUAUUUGGUCCAUUGGGAUCACCAUGUGUGAAUGUUUGCUUGGAUUUGUGCCGGUGACUUCGAAAUUUGAAUCGUCUGUGCUUUUCAAAAUUUUGGUUUUUCGAGGAAUUCCGGAUGAUGACUUUGACAAUUUGCUGAAGAAGGAGUUCGUCGGGGAGUUGCCUCAGUUUAAGGUGGACCGCCUCAGGAUGUUGGAAGUGAUUUUUACGGAUAUUUAUGGUCGUAGGUUGCUGAGUGAGCAUGGCAUCGAUCUGAUUGACCAGUUCCUGAGCUACGACUACAAGAACCGCAUCACGGCGAACGACGCGCUCAAGCACCCCUGGUUCGAGGACGUGCACCUCUACCUCAACGAGCGCCUGCUCCGCUACUACAAGCGCACGGGCACGUACUACUUCUAG
Plasmodium cynomolgi strain B is the source of this 4245-nucleotide messenger RNA. Its product is annotated as protein kinase domain containing protein. Bases 1 to 4245 code for a protein of 1414 amino acids. The transcript has 2 exons. Gene Ontology annotation, molecular function: protein serine/threonine kinase activity; ATP binding. Lineage: Eukaryota; Apicomplexa; Aconoidasida; Haemosporida; Plasmodiidae. Gene Ontology annotation, cellular component: nucleus; cytosol; protein kinase CK2 complex. Gene Ontology annotation, biological process: protein phosphorylation. The record is from RefSeq and is a predicted model, not a curated record.